Molecule: messenger RNA, 2598 nt
Organism: Morus notabilis
Lineage: Eukaryota; Viridiplantae; Streptophyta; Magnoliopsida; Rosales; Moraceae
Product: translation initiation factor IF-2
Exons: 8
Coding region: 99-2276 (725 amino acids)
Biological process (GO): translational initiation
Molecular function (GO): GTPase activity; GTP binding; translation initiation factor activity
Source: RefSeq, a predicted model, not a curated record
UGUGCCCAAGCCCGGAUCAUCAUCUUCUUCUUCUUCACUACACCCGAGUCCUGAGGAGCCCCGAGAAAAUCACUGCCGACAGAUUUCGACACUUAUGAAUGGCUUGGAGGGUACUUGAGAAAAAGGGAAUACAUUCAAGUCUUGCUAGAGCUCUAAAGUCAACACAGCAAAGACAUGAAGUAGGGUUGGUUACUUCAUCAGUUCCUGGGGAUGCAGCGAAAUCAGUUUCUGCCUUACUCGGAUGCGUAUCAGAUACCUUUUUUGUCUCACUAUCACAGGCACGGGGUUCUGAUCAUUGUGAAAAAUUGACAAAAGAACUCCAACUUCGGUGUUAUCAUGCGAGCACAAGAUUAUGUGCAAGAAUGAGAGGUGCUGAGGCGGCUGUUGGUCUGAAGGCUCCGGAAAGAGGGAAGUUUGUGCAAAAGGUCAAGAAAAGCCAGCCACCUGUUGAAGCUCCAUACAUACCUCCACGAAUGCAAAAGCCUACGAAAUCGCUGGAUAAAACAAUAGACAUAUUUGAGGGGAUGACACUUGUGGAGUUUGCGAAACGUACUGGGCAGUCAGUGGCCACUCUGCAAAAUAUCCUUAUAAGUGUUGGGGAAAAGGUUAUCUCAGAGUUUGAUACUCUCAGCAUCGAUGUUGUGGAGCUGGUAGCAAUGGAAGCUGGGAUCAAUGUAAGGAGGCAACACUCGAAUGAAGGUGCAGAGAUUCUUCCUCGGCCUCCAGUUGUAACUGUUAUGGGUCAUGUUGACCAUGGGAAAACUUCUCUUUUGGAUGCUUUACGCCAGACGUCGGUGGCUGCUAGGGAAGCUGGGGGCAUAACUCAGCAUCUUGGUGCUUUUGUGGUUGCCAUGCCAUCUGGAGCGUUUAUCACGUUCCUUGAUACACCUGGUCAUGCAGCAUUUAGUGCGAUGCGAGCAAGAGGUGCUGCAGUCACAGAUAUAGUUGUGCUUGUUGUAGCUGCUGAUGAUGGGGUAAUGCCUCAGACUCUUGAAGCCAUUUCUCAUGCAAAGGCGGCCAAGGUACCAAUUGUCGUUGCAAUUAAUAAGUGCGAUAAACCAGCUGCUGACCCAGAAAGAGUAAAAGUCCAUCUUGCUUCAGAGGGCGUGCUGCUAGAGGAUAUGGGUGGAGAUGUUCAGGUGGUUCGUGUUUCAGCACUGAAGAAAACAGGAUUAGAUGACUUAGAGGAGGCUUUGCUUCUCCAGGCAGAGAUGAUGGAUCUAAAAGCGCGAGUUGACGGUACUGCUCAAGCUUAUGUGGUGGAGGCAAGACUUGACAGAGGAAAGGGUCCACUGGCCACUGCAAUAGUGAAAGCAGGGACUUUGGUAUGUGGGCAGCUUGUGGUCGUCGGCUCACAGUGGGGUAGGAUAAGAGCAAUUAGAGACAUGUCUGGGAAGUUAACGGAGAAGGCAAAACCUGCUAUGCCCGUUGAGAUUGAAGGGUUGAAGGGUUUGCCAAUGGCCGGUGAUGAUAUUGUUGUUGUGGAGUCUGAGGAGCGAGCCAGAAUGCUCAGUGAAGGGAGAAAACGGAAAUUUGAGGCUGAUAGACUUAGAAAGAUUAGUGAGGGGAGGGAAGAAGUUCCAGAAGAACAAUCAGAAGAGGCUCCUAAGCGGGUUGAGAUGCCAAUAAUUGUAAAAGCAGAUGUUCAGGGUACUGUCCAAGCUGUUACGGAUGCAUUAAAGAGUUUAAAUAGUCCUCAGGUUUUUGUUAAUGUAGUACAUGUUGGUGUUGGGCCUAUUUCUCAGUCAGAUUUAGACUUGGCACAAGCAUGUGGCGCUUGUAUAGUUGGAUUCAAUAUAAAAAGCCCACCUAGCUCCAUCAGUUUGGAAGCUACUCAAGCCGGUAUAAAGAUAUUUCUGCACCGUGUGAUCUAUCACCUUUUGGAGGAUGUCGGCAAUUUGAUUGUAGACAAGGCCCCCGGGACUCCUGAAACCCAUGUCGCUGGGGAGGCUGAGGUGCUGAACAUCUUUGAGAUUAAAGGACGCAAAAAGGGGAAUGCAAAGAUUGCUGGAUGCCGGGUGCUUGACGGACAAUUAACCAAAACCUCAACCGUAAGGCUUCUGAGAAGUGGGGAGGUCAUGUUUGAAGGACCCUGUGCGUCUCUCAAGCGAGAGGCGCAGGACGUCGACGCGGUGAAGAAGGGGAACGAGUGUGGGGUCAUCAUCGAAGAUUGGAAUGACUUGAGGGUUGGAGACGUCAUUCAGUGUUUGGAGCAAGUGGUAAGGAAGCCAAAGUUCAUUUCCUCCCAGAGCGGUGCUGUUCGGAUAGAAUGCUGAUGACUGAUUUUUGGUGCUGUUCGGAUAGAAUGCUGAUGACUGAUUUUUGUUUCUCAUUUAUAGCUAUUCAGAUAUAGUUUGUUUCUCCUCUAGUUGCUACUUCACAUAUUCCUGAUAAGGUAGAGCUCGACCUGAUGGGGUUCAUCCACACAUUUUAAAAAUUUUGCUUGCCAAGCUAUAUGUACUUUAAGAAAUCGCAUUCAAAUUUACUCUGUAGUCAUUUUUGGAAGAUCAUAGUGAAUAUCUUUACACAAGUUUUGGUGUAAAUUUGUUGUACCAUGAAGAAUCAAAUUAUAAUUGUAAGAAAUAACGGUGAAUGAAA